Molecule: messenger RNA, 2052 nt
Organism: Pneumocystis jirovecii RU7
Lineage: Eukaryota; Fungi; Ascomycota; Pneumocystomycetes; Pneumocystales; Pneumocystaceae
Exons: 3
Coding region: 1-2052 (683 amino acids)
Source: RefSeq, a predicted model, not a curated record
AUGGAUGCAGCACAUUCUCAGCCUUCAGGCCAACAUCAGAAAUAUUCGGAUGUAGAGCAUAAAGAUAUGACAGCGAUUUUUAUGAUGGAAGGGCCUUGUCCAUAUGAAGUUUCAGGGUCUCUGGAUGUAUCUUCAAUAAGGAACAAAAUCAAUGGACAUUCAGUGACUCUUUUAUCACGGUUUCCUAUGUAUAUCUCGAAAGAGGAUAAUACUAAUAUGUUUUGGAAAAAUUUAUCAUCAGAACAAAUGUUUAAUUAUUAUGAAGUCAGUGCAUUGUCUUCUGUUUCUUUAGGUAAACGAGGUAACGAUUAUACGUGUGAAAUUUCUUGUGGCAUUCUUUGUCCAAAUCAUAAGAAAUUUUGUCGAGAUUCCACAAUUUUUUCAUUAGAGUUCUCAAAAGUUGUUUCAAAUCUAUUCAUUCAAUCCCAUUUGAAUCAUUUUCGCAUUUCUAAACGGUACAAUCGCUCACCAUCUCAGUUUCUAUGGCUUUUGCCGAAAUGUACUUCUUUGUAUAAAUUAAGUUAUGAUUUUAUUCCGAAUUCAAAUUUCUUUCCAUUGACGUUGUAUGGUUCACCUACUGUUUAUUCUCAUAACUUUGUUUUUUCAAAGAUGCCUGUAUCUUUUUGGAUGGUUUCUCCUUCUUUACUUAAUACGUGUUUUGCGCCACCUAUUACUCAAGCUAUUUUACAAGAACUCGAGCUUAGAGAAAUCCUUAAAAAUAUUCAGCUUCGUCAUGAUAUCGUACAUGAUACAAAUCUGCAGUUUCGUCCUAAUAUGGAUGGUGAGCGCGGUAAAAGAAAACAACUUCUUGCAAAUAGAUAUUGGAAAAGUUUAAAGAGAGAAAUCGAACAAAUACUUAUAUUUCAAGCAAGAAAGAAAAACAAUGUAAACAUCAGUCAUAAAUAUCCUCAUACUACUAGAGUUUUUAUUUUAUUCAUUGAAUUGAGGAAUAUUUUAAUUAAUCUUUUACCAUCUUCCAAUAAAACUUACAUUGUUGAAAUUUUAGAUCCAAACCUUAUAAUUCAAGAAAUUAUUCAUAACUUAUUUGACAUUGAAAAAUUUAUCGAGCAUCUUGUUGAGAUUUUGAAGCAACAUUGUGCACCUAUGAGAGAUGCAUUAUUAGAUAAAAUGGCUAAAAAAGUUAAAAUGGGGCUUAGGGUUAAUAAUGUUUCAAAAUUUGUUUCUGGUCUUCGAAUGGUAUUUGAUAUACUUGAAAUAAUGAAGCUGGAUAUUGCUAAUCAUCAACUUCGAACACUAAGAGCAUAUUUUUUGGAAACAGCAGUAGAGUUUGAGCAAAAGUGGUUUAUUGAUAGAAUUAAUUGGGGCGAUAUUGAUAUUAGCGAUGCGUUGUCUUGGUAUUGUCAUUUUUAUCAUUUUCAUAUUAAGUCAGAUUUAAAGAGUUUUGAUUAUCAAAAAGCAUUUGUUGAUGGUGUUAUAGCAUCUAUUACAUAUAUCUCAUUAUUUGAUUUUCCAUCAACAUUUACAUUCGAUAUACCUCGUCUUAUGUCACUUCGUUCUAAUAUUCGUGAUAUUGUCUCUUUUCAAUUAAUUCUUCUUCUUUUUUGGCAAUUACUUCGGACUCAAGCCCUAAAACUUUCAAGAAAUCAUAUCGUAGAAUUUAAACGGGAGAUAUGGCUUAUCGUAAAUGAAGAGCUUGAUGAUAAUAAAUGGCUUAACAAUAUUUCGUCUAUUACUACUCGGAUUGCUAAAUAUAUUAGUCUUAAAGGAACCUGCUUUCCAAAUAAUAUGUUAGAUUCAACAAAAAUUACUAUUAUAGAGAAUUGGCUGUCUAAACAUCUUUUUCCAAUCUCUUCAUUAUAUCGUUUAGUUGAAAGUCGCAUUCUUAAAUCAAUUGGUGAUAGAAUAUUUAAAACAUUAUGUAUUCCAAAUCAGAAAAGUUCAUUAUUUUUUUACAAUCAUAUUCGACGAGAACCAUAUUGUUUAUUCAUUGAUAUGAUUCUUGAAAAACUAUCAAAAAUCAUCAUAUUUCAUUGGAAAGUAUUUGGAAAAUGGUAUAUUGAUUGUAUAAAAAGUAAAUCUACAUUCACAUAA